UAACCGGAGGACGGCUGUUCUCAGACCCAGAGGUUUACCGCUGUUCAGAGUCUUACAAACUGAGCCUGUACCUUACCGCCGGUGCAUCCCUGUUCAUAUAUGAAACAUAUGUUUUUUUGAAGAGCGAGAACAUUUCCGUUUCCAAAAGCAAGGCAGUCUACGGGUCGUGAAGUCGGUUGUGUUAACCUCUUUUCCCAGGGACGCACAAAAGACGCACUCCCAAGUCCACCUGGAUAGCUGACAAAAGCCGUCCGGUCUGGUUCGUGGUCCAGUGGGGAGAGCCGGGGAGGAAAAAUUAGCGCGAAAGACAAGAGCAAGACAAAAAGAAGACAGGAUGAAUCUCAAGAGUCAUUUGAUUUUCACCCUCUGCACUAUUCAUGGGCUUCUUCUCAAAGGCAUAAGUGGUCAGCACCCUCUGGUUCAGAAUGUCACGGUGACAGAGGGCGGGACAGCAAACCUGACCUGCCGUGUGGAGUCUAAUGACAACACCUCCCUCCAGUGGUCAAACCCAGCACAGCAGACCCUCUUUUUCGGGGACAAGAAAGCUCUAAGGGACAACAGGAUUGAGCUGGUACGUGCAUCGUGGUCAGAGCUGACCAUCAGUAUCAAUGAUGUCACACUGACUGAUGAGGGCAUGUACACCUGCUCUCUCUUCACCAUGCCUGUCAGAACAGCUAAAGCCUACCUGACUGUUCUAGGUGUGCCAGAGAAGCCAGAGAUCGAUGGCCUGACAAAGCCUGCCAUGGAGGGAGACCACAUCACUCUGACCUGCAUCACUCAGGGCAGCAAACCUGCUGCCAACCUGCGCUGGUUCAGGAAUGACAAGGAGGUCCUAGGUGCCAAGGAGGUGAAUGCAAGUGGGAAGACGUUUACAGUACGGAGCUCUCUGCAGCUGCACGUGGACAGAAAUGAUGAUGGAGUGGCCUACACCUGCAGAGUGGACCAUGUGGCACUCUCACAGUCACAACAGCAGGCCACUGAAGUAUUGGAGGUCCACUAUGCUCCUCGUGUGGAGAUCAUCCACUCUCUUGCAGUCCCACAGGAGGGUCAGUACUUAAAGCUGGAGUGUGAGUCCAAAGGAAACCCCUCGCCAGAUCCCGUGAUGUGGACAAAAGAUGGGGGUGAACUUCCUGACCUGGACAGGAUGAUUGUAGAAGGGAGGGAGCUCACCUUUACUUCACUCAACAAGACAGACAAUGGCACCUACCGCUGUGAAGCCAGCAACCACCUAGGGACCAGCAGUGACGAAUACGUACUCUACGUAUACGACGUCCCCACCAUCCUGCCUCCAUCCACCACUCCCCCCCUACAUCCCAUCCUACCAGACCCUACUGAUCUAUUAGGCACCCACGCCUCAGACCCCACAGUCACUGGCAACAGAGAUCCCAACGCUCUGGGGCAGCACGGUACUGACCAUGCCUUGAUCGGAGGAGUGGUGGCUGUAGUGGUCUUUGUCACCUUGUGUUUAAUCAUUGUUCUGGGAAGAUAUCUGGCCAGGCAUAAAGGAACGUACUUGACAAAUGAGGCCAAAGGAGCGGACGAUGCACCCGACGCUGACACAGCCAUCAUCAACGCUGAGGGCAACCAUGCACAUGCGGAAGAAAAGAAAGAAUACUUCAUUUAGACUGCAGAGGGAGCUAUGCGGCUCUCUCCUACCCCUUUCCCUUGUUUUAAUCUCUGUAUCUCUUUUUCUCUCUUUCCAUCUCUCCUUUUUCUUCUCCUCCUCUGACCACUGCCCCAGUCGUGUCAACGAGGAACCCGCAGGCAGUUCAUACAGAGAAGUUCCCCAAAUGUUUUCCUAGUACUGCCUUUUGUUGAACCCAUUUCUAUCAUUAACAUCUUAUUAUUUCUUUCUUUGUCGUUUUUAUUUCUUUGUGGCAGCCGGUUUCACAGGCAGCUUGCUGUUGCUGCUGAAGUUGCCCCCUCUUUCAUAUUUUUCUUCAUCUUUGACAUGAAAACCUGGAAAUCUGUAUAUCUACCAUGACUGCUUCUUACAUGACCUCUUGUUCAUCUUCUUUCCUGUCGCCCUCAAACUAGACACCCAAACACGUACCCCUUUUUUGCUUACACGCAUCCACAAACACAUAUCAUAUCUCACAUCAACACGGUGCCUAAAAAUACAGACGCCAUUGAACUUCUGUCAAUGCCUUCAUGUAUCGUCUGUCAGUAGCAAUGUAAAUGCUUUGUAGAUGGUUAACUGGACCAUCAUUUCAUUGCUUAGCACACAGCUUUUGAUUAUGCAUUGCAUCUUUUUUAUUUGAAUGAAGAUCUGUGCUGUUUACGCCUUAUACAUGUCUAUCACACUGAAUAUGGUACUUUUAGAUGUUCCACCUCCCCAAAAAUCAUCCUUUAAAUAGACUUGUAAUUAAACAGUUGACCCUUGUAAGAUAAGAUGAAGGUUUUUGUGUAACACUGUAGCAAGGUUUGUCAGGUAAGUGUAUAGUAUGAUUUUCAUUAGUAGGGUAGGGGUAUAAGGGUAAUGUGGUAUUGUUUAGAGCAGAGAGUUCACACCAAAAAUAUAUGAAAGAUGCUAGAUGAGGCAUUCCAUCAAAUAAACUCAAUCAAGUAUAUAAAACCAUUUGCUAAAUCUGCUGUUCCUAUGUACUUUUGUCUGUAUAUUCUGACAUCUUCAGUGUCUCCUUGACAGCUUACAGCAGUUUGCUAUUCACAUAAUGGGUUCAGGUGUACAGAAAGAGUCAAUCACUUCUCUCUAAAAGUUGUAUA
Molecule: messenger RNA, 2724 nt
Organism: Scomber scombrus (Atlantic mackerel)
Lineage: Eukaryota; Metazoa; Chordata; Actinopteri; Scombriformes; Scombridae
Gene: cadm2a
Product: cell adhesion molecule 2a
Exons: 10
Coding region: 335-1624 (429 amino acids)
Source: RefSeq, a predicted model, not a curated record